AUGCGUGCGAGACACCGAUACGCUAUCCGUCGACCACGGGCCCUUCAGUUCUCGUAUCGAUCUCAGGUCGUCCACGCUGGCGACGAACGCGGCGUUCCCGAGCCAUCAAACCGGUCGAGCAUCUCCAGCCAUCUUCCCGAAGAUAUUGCCAAGGAGAGAGAAAGACUAGAUCUCUUCAUCGACCUUAUCUGGGUCGGCAUCAUCGGCAAUCUCUCAGAAGUCUUCUCGUCAUUAGGCUUCAGGCCCGGAGACCCCGGCCUCGGGAUAGCAACGCUCGUCGUCAUCUUGGUCUUCUUGCCCUCCUGGCGCAUCUGGGAUGCGAUGCGCGAGUUCCUCAACAACUACUAUAUGGACGACAUGGUGCAGCGAGCUUUCACCUUGUGGGCCCUGUUGCUCUCGGUGUUCUACGGCAAUCAACUGGCAUAUUUGACCGAAGAUAUCGACGAGGUCAAACAGUGGGUCAUCUCGACAUAUCUUAUCAUAUUCGGCGCCUUCGCGCUCAUCGAGUUGGUCUAUUCGAUUUUCAUCAAGUGGCUGCGGAAGCCUGUUCUUUUCCAGACAUGA
Messenger RNA from Cladophialophora psammophila CBS 110553, 564 nucleotides. RefSeq lists its product as uncharacterized. The record is from RefSeq and is a predicted model, not a curated record. Bases 1 to 564 code for a protein of 187 amino acids. NCBI's taxonomy places the organism in Eukaryota, Fungi, Ascomycota, Eurotiomycetes, Chaetothyriales, Herpotrichiellaceae. The transcript is spliced from 2 exons.